AUGGCCGCGGUAGUCUCCGAGCGCCUCGUCCUCCUCCUCCUGGCCGUCGCCUCCCUGUCCCUCCUCGCGCCGCCGGCCGCCGCGCAGACCCCGUGGCAGGUCUGCGGGAACAGCGGCAACUACACGGCCAACAGCACGUACCAGCGCAACCUCGCGCGCCUCGCCGCGGCGCUCCCCAGGAACGCCUCCGCGUCGCCGGCGCUCUUCGCCAAGGGCAGCGUGGGGUCCGUCCCGGACAUCGCCUACGCGCUUGCGCUCUGCCGCGGGGACGGCGCCAACGCCACGGCCUGCUCCGCCUGCGUCGCCACGGCGUUCCAGGACGCGCAGCAGCUCUGCGCCUUCGGCAAGGACGCCACCGUCUACUACGACGCCUGCUACCUCCGCUUCUCCAACAGGAACUUCCUCGACGACACCGCCAGCAACAACAACGAGCUCAUCCUCAUGAACACGCAGAACGUGAGCUCGCCGGUCGAGGCGUUCGACGCGGCCGUCCGCGUGCUCCUCAACGCCACGGGCGACUACGCGGCGGCGAACUCCACCAGGCUGUUCGCCACGGGGGAGGAGGCGUUCGAUGCCGCCAACCCCACCAUCUACGGCCUCGCGCAGUGCACGCCGGACAUGUCGCCGGCCGAUUGCCGGAGCUGCCUUGGGGAUGUUUUUGGAUUCAUACCGCAGUACCUCAGCGGGAGGCAGGGCGGCAGAGUUCUCGGGGUCCGCUGCAAUUUCAGGUACGAGGUUUAUCCUUUCUUCACCGGCGGCCCGUCGCUGCGGCUGUCGGCACCGUCGUCGCCGCCGCCGGCGCUGCCUCCUGCGCCAGUUAACGUGACGCCGGCGGCAACCCCUCCAGGAAGAAGCAAAAACAAAACGGGAAUUGCAGUAGCAAUCGCAUUGCCAAUAGUUGCUGCGGUGCUAGCUAUCAGUACGGUUUGUUUCUGUUUCCUGUGGAGGAGAGGACCAGCAGAAGAGCAGGCACCAUCUUAUUCAACUAAUGCUGGGGAUAUCGAAAGCAUCGAUUCACUUCUUCUCGACAUAUCAACUUUACGCUCUGCGACUGAUAACUUUGCUGAGGGCAAUAGGCUUGGUGAAGGAGGUUUUGGUGCUGUCUAUAAGGGUGUCGUUCCUGAUGGCCAAGAAAUUGCAGUGAAGAGGCUCUCACAGAGUUCAGGCCAAGGAAUACAAGAGCUGAAAAAUGAGCUUGUUCUGGUUGCCAAGCUUCAACACAAGAAUCUUGUUAGGCUUGUUGGUGUUUGCUUGCAAGAACAUGAGAAACUGCUUGUGUAUGAAUACAUGCCCAAUAGAAGCAUCGACACCAUUCUUUUCGAUCCUGAGAAAAGCAAGGAGCUAGACUGGGGAAAGAGAGUCAAGAUAAUAAAUGGAGUUGCUCGAGGAUUACAAUAUCUACAUGAAGAUUCUCAGUUGAAGAUCAUUCACCGAGAUCUGAAAGCAAGCAAUGUCCUUUUAGACUUUGAUUAUACUCCUAAAAUUUCGGAUUUUGGUUUGGCUAGACUAUUUGGUGGAGACCAAUCACGGGAAGUCACAAAUCGUGUUGUCGGGACAUAUGGGUAUAUGGCACCAGAAUAUGCCAUGCGUGGACAUUAUUCUAUAAAGUCAGAUGUCUUCAGCUUCGGUGUCUUGAUUCUAGAAAUUUUAACCGGAAGAAGAAGCAGCGGCUCCUUCAACAUCGAGCAAUCUGUUGAUCUCUUAAGUCUUGUUUGGGAGCACUGGACCAUGGGAACAAUAGUAGAGAUCAUGGAUCCAUCACUGAGAGGCAAAGCUCCUGCAGAACAAAUGCUGAAGUGUGUCCACAUCGGGCUACUAUGUCUUCAGGAUAACCCGGUUGACAGACCGAUGAUGUCGACAGUAAACGUCAUGCUCAGCAGCGGCACUGUCUCUCUCCAGGCUCCAUUGAAGCCAGUAUUUUUCAUUCCCAAGAGCGGUUACUACUCAACUGUUUAUUCAGAAUCAUAUCCGACAGGCUCCCAGUCCACCGGCAACGUUGUAUCAGGGGCGAUGUCACCGAAUGAAGUGUCAAUUACAGAACUGGAACCAAGAUGAGCCAUGACGCAACAUGUUGCCAGAGUGAUUGGAUUAUUACUGUAUGAAUAAACUUAACAUAGGGCAAUGUCGUAGCGUCUGUACUACUAAGUUUUCAGUUGUAUGGCUCUACUGGCCCCUCCCAUUAUAGAUCUUCUUUCAAUGGGCAAAUCCGAGUUACUGC
Molecule: messenger RNA, 2218 nt
Organism: Panicum hallii
Lineage: Eukaryota; Viridiplantae; Streptophyta; Magnoliopsida; Poales; Poaceae
Product: cysteine-rich receptor-like protein kinase 6
Exons: 7
Coding region: 1-2055 (684 amino acids)
Biological process (GO): protein phosphorylation
Molecular function (GO): ATP binding; protein kinase activity
Source: RefSeq, a predicted model, not a curated record